This is a messenger RNA of Penicillium macrosclerotiorum, 3645 nucleotides long. RefSeq names its product ankyrin repeat-containing domain protein. The record is from RefSeq and is a predicted model, not a curated record. Lineage: Eukaryota; Fungi; Ascomycota; Eurotiomycetes; Eurotiales; Aspergillaceae. Gene Ontology annotation, molecular function: protein binding. The coding region runs from base 1 to 3645 and encodes 1214 amino acids. The transcript is spliced from 3 exons.
AUGCCUCGGUCUGAAGAGGCAGACGCCCAAUGGGAGAUUUAUAAAGACGAAUUGGAGUCUUUAUGGUUAGACAAGCGCUGGAAUGCGAUGCAGAUCCAGGAGUAUAUGUCACAGCAAUAUGAUUUCCACAAAGAUCAGUCGCAGUACAAUCGUCGAUUCCAUAAAUGGGGGUUUGAAAAGAAUCUGAGAAAAGACGAAUGGGAAUUUAUUGCUCAUCGCCAGGCGAAGCGUAAAAGAGAAGGAAAACCACCCGGCCAAGUCAAGAAACAUAACAGAACCAUCCCAGAUGAAAAGGUUCGGAAGGAAACCUCUAGAUAUGUGAAUCUAUCCUCUCAAUACUUAAAUACUGAUGACCCAGGCCCUCCGACUCCAAAUGGAAUAGCCGUGGACACUCCCCAGCCUGAGGUUGAAAGUUCUGUAUCUAACAGUGCGGCAAAUAGUCUUGGGAUGACGCGUUCUCUGGGCGUGGGUAGCGAUCUUGGGAACCAGAUAACCCCAGUUCCGUUCCUGCUUGGGGAUAUGGCUUCUCCUUCACUAAUGAUUGACCUGCCAGAACUUGAAUCACUCAACCAUUAUUUCAGUCAGGCUCAUGAGUUUCUGUUGGACUCCUGUGGCUCUGAAGAAAAUUUGAAAGACAAUCUUCCGCCUAUGUCGACACCUUGGACAUCCCCAUCCACUGUUGGAAGGGGUUUUCUUGAUGCCAAUCGCGAUUUCAUGUUCAAAGAUCUUCCAACAGUGACCGAACAAUGUGAACUUGAUGAAGUCCAGGCAUAUGCCUUGCAAAACUCUGAUGAAGGCGGCGUGGAGCCUGGCUCUUUUAGAGAUAUUAAAGCUUUCUUGGCUAAAGAGACCGAUUGGAGCUCUGCACAACCUUCAAUGUCGACCCUAAAACGUUGUUUGCGAAAUUUCAUUUAUCUUUCAUCAAACGAUAUGCUUUCUGACCAUUCAACACGAGACCUUGUACUUCUCAUCGCAAAAAGCAACGCCUAUUCAGUCCUGACAGCAGUCUUGAAAUCUCGAAGCACCACUAUUGAAAUCUUCAUGAGCAAUCUACUAUCAGCGGCGGUGGGUCUAGGUGAAACACAGAUUUGUCGUAUCCUCAUUCAACACGGUGCAGAUUUAGAUGCUCGCAGUGGAAUGGGAAUGUUGACAGCACCUCUUUUGCAAGCAGUGCAACAUAAUCAUCUCGAUUGCGCAAGAAUGCUCCUGGAUGGGGGUGCAAACCCUAACUUAAGAGUUGGGGCCAGGUCCCCAUUACAUGUCGCCUGUUUGAGCGGUUGUCCACUGGAGGCCGUGGAACUCCUUCUACAUUUUCAGGCCUCAGUUAAUCCACCUCAGGAUAGUGCUAAGCUGACACCCUUGCAAAUGGCCGUGGAUGCUGAUAGAGCGGAUUUGACGGAGCUUCUGCUAAGGAGGAAAGCCGAUCCGAAUCUUCCCACAACUUCAAGACUCGGAACGGCUCUACAAAUAGCCUGCCAAUCUUCUUCAAACGCCGACAUUGUUGAGCUACUGGUGUCUGCCGGUGCUGACAUCAACAUGCGAGUGGGAUCUCAAGGUGUUCAAAUAAAGACGACGUUUUCCGAAGGUUGCCUAUUCGACUUUCUCGAUUCCGACAGUGACGAUUCUAAUUCUGACAUUGAAACGAGCAAUUAUUUUUCCAACUGCAUUUGGAUGCCUAAUUCUUGCAAGCCAGCUGUCUUGAUAGCAGCGAUAAGGGAGAAUUGGGAGGCUGUCCAACUCCUGCUAGAAGAAGGAGCAAAUAUCAAUGCCACUUUGAGCAAAUAUCCAACAGAGAUCCUGCAUAAUGAAAUAUCCUGCAGUAUUGAAUCUAGACCUGCAGCCUUCACGCCACUCCAAGCAGCCGCCCGAGCCGGCAAUAUUACAAUGACUCGCCAGCUUUUACAACUCGGAGCACAUAUCGAUGCGAGACCGAAUGGAUCAGAAGGCCAUACAGCACUUCAAAUAUGUGCGAGCACUGGGAAUCUACGACUUGCCAAGAUUUUGCUUCAAAAAGGUGCUGAUAUUAACGCUCCGGCAGGCGUCUAUCAUGGGCGGACCGCAUUACAGGCUGCAGCUAUGCAUGCAGAUGUUUCUUUAUUGAUCUUUUUGCUCGAGAAAGGGGCUGAUGUGAACGCUGCACCUUCCAAAAAAGGUGGGAGAACAGCCCUUCAAGUCGCAGCAGCGAAUGAAAACAUUGAGGGGGUAAGGAUUUUAUUAGAAGCAGGUGCAAUUGUCAAUACUGAUCCGAAUCGCACUGAUGGCAAAACCGCACUCCAGGAAGCGAUUUUGAUUAAAGGAGACGAAGUGGUGAAGAGCGAAAUCAUUCAUCUACUCCUCCGUGCUGGAGCGCAUACCAAAGCCCCCAAAGAUGGUGAUUAUCCUCAUCAUCAACUUGUUUGGUCACCUCUUCAUGCAGCAGUGCAAUCAAGAAAUUCAAGGGUGACAAGGGAGCUUUUGGAAAAAGGAGUCAACUCAAAUCCGAGCUACUGUGCGACUACAAGACUCACACCCCUCCAGCGUGCGGCAUCUCUGGGCGAUUCGGACAUUGUACAACUUUUGAUAUCUCACGGAGCGAAAGUCAACUUCCCGCCUCAUCCGGAUGGUGGUCGUACAGCUCUCCAGGCAGCCGUUGAGGGUAAUCAUAUGUCUGUAUCAAACACUCUUUUGAAGUUUGGCGCUUCCAUAAGAUCCAAAAUUGCAGCAAAAAAGGGAAUUUCCGCAAUCCAAGCCGCCGCCGCAAAUUGUAAUUUGGAGCUCAUCCAGAUGCUCCUAGAUCAAGAUCCCGAGGCUAUCUCAUCCGAUCAUACUACAAAAAUAAACAUACUCAGGAGAGCAUUGUCAACAUGGAGAUGCGAGGUAGAUCUACUGAAACUUUUGAUUAAACACGGCGCAGAAAUCAACACAGUACCGGCCUCAUCGGAGGUGUCGAUUCUCCAAGCGGCUGCAAUGAAGAGCAAUUUUGGUUUUGUGCAGUAUCUGAUUUCCGCUGGUGCUGAUCUUAAUUAUCGUUGCCAUCCCAAUUAUGCUGGACCAACCACCGCUCUUCAAGCAGCCGCAGAUUUACGGCAUAUUGACAACGUUGCGUUGCUUCUUAAGAGCGGGGCCGAAGUCAAUGCGCCGGCGAAUGAGAAAGGCGGCAUGACGGCACUGCAAUUUGCAGUGAAGCGGAAACACCGCGUUAUGGUGAAGCUCUUGAUAGAGCAUGGAGCCGAUGUUAAUGCCUUACCCAGUCCAAUGCGGGGCAGGACUGCCCUUCAACAAGCUGUUAGCGAGGGUUCCUUGGAUCUCAUUCGUUAUUUGAUUGCUCGUGGUGCAGAUAUCAAUGCUCCAGCUGCUCGCUUUGCUGGCGUCACGGCUUUGCAAGCUGCUUCCAUUCACGGUGAUCCCUCAAUUGUCAUACUUUUACUCAAGGCCGGGGCUCAUAUCAAUGGAGCACCUGCCAUUGAAUCUGGUCGUAAUGCUAUCGAAGCAGCUGCUGAAAAUGGAAGAAUAGAUGCUCUGCAUGCUUUGCUCAAUUAUCAUCCCGAUACAAAAGAAUUUGAUAUCUGGAGAAGGCGAGCAGCCAGGCUGGCAAUGCUUCAUGGCCGUGUGGCUAUUGAGAGAUUUUUACGUGCGUAUCGGAAGCAUAGUAAUCAGCGCGGGUGA